AUGGCCCGGGGCGUCCACGUGGGGGCGGUCUGCGUGGUGGCCGCGCCUGGGGUCGCGGUAGACCGAGAACUCCCCCUGGAGAGGUUGUGUGGGUGGAGCGGGCUCGGCGCCCGGUUGACUCGGGGCCAGUCUGGGUGCCCCGGAGGCCCCCGAGAGCUCAGAGCUGGGGGGGCGCCACUGGCGGAGGAGACACGGGGCCGGGAUGGGGUGUGCCUCCGGAAGACCGGGGCUCCCCAGAGCCGCCUAGCGGAGAUGUGUGGGUGCCUCGGGGCCGGCCGCCGGCAGCAGCCGCAGAGGUGUGGGUGUGCUGGACAGGAGGCAGCUGGGUGUGGCGCGAGUGGGGUCGCCCCGGGACUAAUCUGGUGCAACCAGAUAGGGUUUGGACCUUGCGUAAAGGGGCUGGCGGGAACUGAAGAACGCAGAUGGGGACCGGGAGGAAGGGAAGGUCUGGUAUUGAGUAAAGGGGCGGGGCCCUGGCUGCUGUGGCCUCCCCUGACCCCCUCCCCUCGCUGCUGGGGUCCUCGGCCAAGCCCCCUUCUCACUGGACUGUCGGGGGAGGGGAGCUGUACCUACAGAGACAUGAGGCUGAGCUGGGUCCUGACAGUGCUGUCCAUUUGCCUGAGUGCCCUGGGCUCAGCCACGGGGGCCGAAGGCAAGCGGAAGCUGCAGAUUGGAGUGAAGAAACGUGUGGACCACUGUCCCAUCAAGUCUAGAAAGGGAGAUGUCUUACACAUGCACUACACGGGGAAGCUAGAAGAUGGGACGGAGUUUGACAGCAGUCUCCCACAGAACCAGCCCUUUGUUUUCUCCCUCGGCACUGGUCAGGUCAUCAAGGGCUGGGACCAGGGGCUGCUGGGGAUGUGUGAAGGGGAAAAGCGGAAGCUGGUGAUCCCAUCUGAGCUGGGGUAUGGAGAGCGGGGAGCUCCCCCAAAGAUCCCAGGUGGAGCAACCCUGGUGUUUGAGGUGGAGCUGCUCAAGAUUGAGCGACGUUCAGAACUGUAACAGGCUACAGAGGGGUAGGAGACCCCUGUCAGGGACCAGACUGCUUCCAAACAAAACAAAAAAACCUUUAAAACCCCAA
Messenger RNA from Onychomys torridus (southern grasshopper mouse), 1081 nucleotides. It is a transcript of the gene Fkbp2, whose product is annotated as FKBP prolyl isomerase 2. Lineage: Eukaryota; Metazoa; Chordata; Mammalia; Rodentia; Cricetidae. The record is from RefSeq and is a predicted model, not a curated record. Gene Ontology annotation, molecular function: peptidyl-prolyl cis-trans isomerase activity. The coding region runs from base 1 to 1002 and encodes 333 amino acids. The transcript has 6 exons. Gene Ontology annotation, biological process: protein peptidyl-prolyl isomerization.